Molecule: messenger RNA, 1407 nt
Organism: Thlaspi arvense
Lineage: Eukaryota; Viridiplantae; Streptophyta; Magnoliopsida; Brassicales; Brassicaceae
Source: the annotation of a GenBank genome assembly
GAGACGUAUCAAAAAUUCAACAGAAGAAAAAGGCAAAGCUCUUAAAAAGUUUUGUCUCCUUUGUUCUGUUUCUGAAAACAGAGAGCCGAAAACAAGGAAGAAGAAAGAAGAAAGAAGAAGAUGGUAGCAAAAUACGAUCGGGCUAGUGAGGUAAAAGCUUUCGACGAGACGAAAAUCGGAGUGAAGGGUCUCGUCGACGCAGGAACCACAGAGAUCCCUCGUAUUUUCCAUCAUCCGCACCUCAUUUUAACCCCAAAUCCACCACUUUCCUCCUCGACUAUGUUAAUCCCAACAAUCGAUCUCGGAGGUGGCGUGUUCGAAUCCACGGUCACGCGAGAGAGCGUGAUCACGAAGAUCAGAGACGCCGUCGAGAAAUUCGGGUUUUUUCAGGCGAUUAACCAUGGGAUUCCGGUUGAUGUAAUGGAGAAGAUGAAAGAUGGGAUUCGUGGGUUUCAUGAGCAAGACUCAGAAGUGAGGAAGGAGUUCUAUAGCCGAGACAGAACCAGAAAGGUUACUUAUAACAGCAACUUCGAUCUCUAUAGCUCUCAAUCUGCGAAUUGGAGAGAUACUUUAAGUUGUUUUAUGUCCCCUGAUGCUCCAAAAGCAGAGGAAUUGCCAGAAGUUUGUCGGGAAAUCAUGUUGGAGUACUCUGAGAGAGUGAUGAAAUUAGGGGAGUUAAUCUUUGAGCUUUUGUCAGAAGCUUUAGGGCUGAAUCCUGAUCAUUUGAUAGAAAUGGAUUGCACAAGAGGUUUAUUGAUACUCUCUCAUUACUACCCGCCUUGUCCUGAGCCUGAUCUAACUUUCGGCACAAGUCAGCAUUCAGACAGAUCUUUUCUCACCAUUCUUCUUCAAGAUCACAUUGGUGGGCUUCAAGUUCUUCAGAAUGGUUUAUGGGUUGAUGUUCCUCCUGUUCCUGGAGCUCUUCUCGUUAACCUCGGAGAUCUCUUACAGCUUAUAACGAACGACAAGUUUGUGAGUGUGGAGCAUAGAGUUUUGGCUAAUAGAGGUGAAGAUCCGCGCAUUUCGGUCGCGUCCUUUUUCGUGCAUCCUUUACCGAGUUUGCGAGUAUAUGGACCGAUGAGAGAGCUUUUGUCUGAACAAAAUCCUCCCAAGUAUAGAGACACUACAGUUAGUGAGUACACGAGCCAUUACAUGGCGAGAGGACUUGAUGGGAAGUCUCUGUUGCUUCAUUUCAAGAUCUGAUCAAGCUUUGGAGUUUACAAACCCAUAUCAAAAGUAUUCUCGCCUCUAGGGUUUUUUACUUGAUUGUUCUGUAAACUCUCUACGUUAUGAAAGAAGUUUCUUGCGCACUGGAACAAAUAUAGCAUGUUGUAGUAUAUUGGCUAUAAUGAUUGAAAUAUGUUAAGACGAAAAUUGAAUUUCUGAAAAACAUUUCCCAAGCUUCAC